AUGGCUACACUAAACGGUAUUGCUAUUGUUACCGGCGCUGGCAGCGGUAUUGGUCGGGAAUGUGCACUGGGGUUUGCAUUUGCUGGGGCGGCGGGUGUCGUUUUCGCGGACAGGAAUCUUCCUGCAGCUGAGGAAGCAGCUGAGACAAGUCGUAGGAUUUCCAAUAAUCAUGAUUCUUAUCACGCAUUGGUUAUUCAGGUGGAUGUGGCGGACCGGCAGAGUGUCGAGGGGAUGCUCUCGCGAACAUUGGAGAAGUUCGGGCGGGUGGAUUAUUGUGUUAAUGCAGCGGGUAUGGCCAUGCGCAGACCACGCAACAUCCUUGAUCUGACAUCUGAUGAAUUCGAUCAACUAUACAACGUCAAUGUCCGCGGCACGACGAACACCUUGCAAGCAAUUGCCAGGCAAAUGCAGAAACAAGAUCCUUGCUCGGUAUCAACCCGAAAUGGCCCGCGCGAAAUCGGUCGAGGCGUGAUCGUGAACCUAGGUUCGAUGCACUCACACAUUGCAGCCAAGGAUAUUGCACAUUAUACUAUGUCUAAGCAUGCAGUCUUGGGGCUGACGAAAAGUGCUGCCCUUGACCUUGCUCCUCAAGGUAUUCGCGUCAACAGCGUUUGUCCGACAUGGGUCGAUACGCCCAUGAUCGACGCCGUCGAAGGCAGCGAGCAGCUUCGGCUCAUGGUCAAUGACGUUGUACCAUUGGGGCGGAUUGCACAGCCAGACGAAGUGGCUGAUGUGGUCUUGUUUCUGUGCAGUCCACAGGCUAGUUAUGUAACAGGAAGUGGCUGGAUGAUCGAUGGCGGAUUAUCAUGUAUGAGUAAACUCUAAAUUUAUAUCGGUGAAGCGAUCGGGAUCUAUAUGAUAAAGACUGAAUCUGAUCGACGUUGAUGGAUAGCUAAGCUGAACGCUGCGCAAGCGAUCAUGCCGAACCCAGCCCCGUACCCAGUAUCCAAGCCAGCAACGGAACAACCGGCGGAGACCUCAGCAAGGAAAGGAGAAUCCCUCGAGAAAAUGAUAGAAAAGUAUGAAUUUGCGAUCCCUGGAGGCUGGCUACUUCCGGAGCAGAAAAUGUUAUCUGUCUUGUUUCGAUCAAUUGUUCCGUAUCUCAGAAUUCAUUGACUUUAUUUGGACAUUCUUUAAGUUCAGAUGUUGCAGAUGUAUUGCUCACCGUUUAAUUGGCGGAGAUAUUUUCCAUGAAAGUUCUCCAAGUGGAUUGGACCAACCUCCAUUGUUAUAGACCACACCGUACGUCUGGCGCUCAUUUCUAGUCCUUGGGACUCGGAAUCAGCCUCGAUUGCCCAUAUCCACCGUGCAGAGUUU
Molecule: messenger RNA, 1317 nt
Organism: Aspergillus ruber CBS 135680
Lineage: Eukaryota; Fungi; Ascomycota; Eurotiomycetes; Eurotiales; Aspergillaceae
Product: SDR family NAD(P)-dependent oxidoreductase
Exons: 3
Coding region: 1-825 (274 amino acids)
Molecular function (GO): oxidoreductase activity
Source: RefSeq, a predicted model, not a curated record